This is a messenger RNA of Phytophthora nicotianae INRA-310, 1512 nucleotides long. Its product is annotated as ribonucleoside-diphosphate reductase small chain. The transcript has a single exon. Gene Ontology annotation, biological process: deoxyribonucleotide biosynthetic process. NCBI's taxonomy places the organism in Eukaryota, Oomycota, Peronosporomycetes, Peronosporales, Peronosporaceae. The record is from RefSeq and is a predicted model, not a curated record. Gene Ontology annotation, molecular function: oxidoreductase activity. Bases 9 to 1349 code for a protein of 446 amino acids.
CGGGGACGAUGCUCCGAAACCCUGCUGGCAAUCGGCUGGCCGACGAGGGUAGUGAGGCAAAAAAGCGCGGGAGUCUUUAUCAAGACGUCUCUGCUUGGCGCGCUCUACCCGCCAAAAGCCCGAGAGCACUUGAGCUUAUCAUUUCGGAAUUGGCGCUCGACCCAAUAAGCGACUCCUCCAGCUCCUCACCCACUACCAAUCCAGUUACAAUGGUCGCAGCCUCGUCAGAACACAACAAGGCCUCGGAGCAGCCGGAGCAGGAACUGAACCCCGAGUUCGUGGAGGGAUUCGCUAAGGGAGUCAACGUCAAGGACGACAAGGAGGAGCAGCCGGAGUUGGAGAUGUCGGAGUUCAAGCGCAAGGAAUUGAACGGCGAGAUCCCGGUCGAGCCGUUCCUCGUUGAGAACCCCAACCGUUUCGUGCUGUUCCCCAUUCAGGAACACGAAGUGUGGCAGAUGUACAAGAAAGCCGAGGCCUCCUUCUGGACGGCUGAGGAGCUCGACCUUGUGCACGACCUCAAGGACUGGAGCAAGCUCACGGACAACGAGCGACACUUCAUCAAGCACGUGCUCGCCUUCUUCGCAGCCAGUGACGGUAUCGUGAACGAGAACUUGGCCAUGAACUUCAGCAACGAAGUGCAGGUGCCCGAGGCUCGUUGCUUCUAUGGCUUCCAGAUCGCCAUUGAGAACAUUCACUCGGAGGUCUACUCACUGCUCAUUGACACGUACAUCAAGGACGCGAUCGAGAAGGACCAUCUCCUGCGUGCCAUUGAGACCAUCCCUUGUGUCACGAAGAAGGCUCACUGGGCACUCAAGUGGUGCGACCCGCGUGUAUCCUCCUACCCGGAGCGCCUGCUGGCUUUCGCUGCUGUGGAAGGCAUCUUCUUCUCGGGCUCUUUCUGCUCCAUCUUUUGGCUAAAGAAGCGCGGCCUCAUGCCCGGUCUGAGCUUCUCGAACGAGCUCAUCAGUCGUGACGAGGGCAUGCACACGGACUUCGCCUGCCUUUUGUACUCCAAGCUGGUCACCAAGCUGCCGGAGAGCCGUGUACACGAGAUCAUUCGUGACGCUGUGGUGAUUGAGCACGAGUUUGUGCGUGACUCGCUCCCUGUGGAGCUGAUUGGUAUGAACUCUGCCCUCAUGUGCCAGUACAUUGAGUUCGUGGCUGACCGUCUGCUCUACUCGCUUGGUGUGUCCAAGAUCUACCACGCUAAGAACCCUUUUGACUGGAUGGACAUGAUCUCUCUCCAAGGCAAGACCAACUUUUUCGAGAAGCGUGUGGGCGAGUACUCCAAGGCCGGCGUUGGUGUCGCCGCUGAGGAGCAGGUUUUCACUCUGGAUGCGGACUUUUAAGUUCGUGUCUGGGAUGAAAGAGUGGGUAGUCGUCUUUCGCCGCCCGCAGCGCGCCAUGCAACUCAUCACGUAGCGUGGUUAAGGUCUUAAGGUCGCAGCGGCAGUGUAUAUAGCCAGCUUCGUUGCAUAUUUAAAAAAAUAUCUGAGAUUCAUUCGUCAGUCA